AUGUCUGCCGUCGACGCACUUGCUGACUCCGUGGCUGCGACCACCAUCUCCGACAAGCCCGAAACCAACGGUGUGACUUCAUCUCAGGCCGCUAACGCUGCUGCCGCCAGCGCCGAUGAGGGUCGCCGUCUUUACAUCGGAAACCUCGCAUACGCGACCACAGAGGAGGAGCUCAAGGAGUUCUUCAAGUCCUACACCAUCGAGACUACUUCGAUCCCGGUGAACCCACGCACUAACCGCCCCGUUGGCUACGCGUUCGUGGAUCUUGCCACUGCCGCCGAAGCUUCUGCUGCCAUCGAAGCCCUCUCCGGCAAGGAAAUCCUCCAGCGCAAGGUUUCCGUGCAGCUUGCCCGCAAGCCAGAGCCCGCCGAGCCCAAGGAAGGUGCCGCCAGCAACGGCGAUGCCGCCAGCGGCGCUGAAGGUCGCAAGCGUGCUGGUGGUCGUGGUCGUGGCCGUGGCCGCGCCCGCGGUCGCGGUGGCCGUACUGGUCGCAGCCGUGCUGUAUGUCAAGAAUCCCUCUCCCAACUCGAAUCUGCCCACAUGGACUUUCUGGACUGGUUACUGACUAUCGAAAAGGCCCAGGAUGACCAGGAAACCCCCGAGGUUGCCGCCGGUGAAGCCCCUCUCGCCGACGCUACCAACGACAAGGAUGCUGGUUCCGACGCUGGCAAGUCUCGUGCUGCCCGUCCCCAGAAGCAGCGUGGUCCUCCCGAGGACGGAAUCGCUUCCAAGACCAAGGUCAUGGUUGCUAACCUUCCCUACGACUUGACCGAGGACAAGCUGAAGGAAAUCUUUGCCGCUUAUGAGCCCGUCUCCGCCAAGGUUGCUUUGCGUCCUAUCCCCCGUUUCAUGAUCAAGAAGCUGCAGGCCCGUAACGAGCGCCGCAAGACUCGCGGUUUCGGUUUCGUCAACCUUGCCUCUGAGGAACUCCAGAACAAGGCUGUUACCGAGAUGAACGGCAAGGACAUUGAUGGCCGCGUCAUCGCCGUCAAGGUCGCUAUCGACAGCCCCGGAAAGGAGGAUGAGGACAUCAACGCCCCUACUGAUGAGGAGACCCCUGCUCCCGCCCAGGAGAAUGCCGCCCCUGCUGCUGCCACCACCGAGGCUUAA
Penicillium brevicompactum is the source of this 1110-nucleotide messenger RNA. RefSeq names its product Nucleotide-binding alpha-beta plait. The record is from RefSeq and is a predicted model, not a curated record. Gene Ontology annotation, molecular function: mRNA binding. The coding region runs from base 1 to 1110 and encodes 369 amino acids. Gene Ontology annotation, cellular component: cytosol. The transcript is spliced from 3 exons. NCBI's taxonomy places the organism in Eukaryota, Fungi, Ascomycota, Eurotiomycetes, Eurotiales, Aspergillaceae.